GGGGUUUAUGAAGUUUUUUUGCGAUUUCUUACAUUGUCCGACCUUCAACCCAAUUAUGCAAAACGGUAUAUUGAUUCAAAAUUCGUGUGUAGCCUACUUGAAGUCUUCGACAGUAAUGACUCUCGGGAACGAGAAUACUUGAAAACGGUACUACAUCGAAUUUAUGGAAAAUUCGUCAAUCUCCGUCUGUAUAGUUUCGAGAACACCACUAAAUCAGAUAUAUGA
Protopolystoma xenopodis is the source of this 225-nucleotide messenger RNA. The record is from the annotation of a GenBank genome assembly. Lineage: Eukaryota; Metazoa; Platyhelminthes; Monogenea; Polystomatidea; Polystomatidae.